UUGGUCUCGAACUCGUAAAUUUACGAGUUUAAUCUCGAAAUUUAAAAAGAAAAUGUUUUUUAAUGUGGCCCUAAUUCUCCGUCGUAGGGGAAUUGUGUUCUUUAUUACUGAUUUUUUUUUUAAUAUAGCCUAGGCCUAUUUUGAAUGUAGUAACAAUCCGAUGUGGGAACAUUAAGGUUACGCUAGUAAAAGUAGAGUUUUACAAACGAAUCUUUGAUGUCAUAGUAUAAAAAUAGGACGUUUAGCUAAGUGUUACCCUCCAGCUGGGCUGACUCUCACACGCGAACUACAAGUCCCAGAGAACAACGGGGCCCUCAGUACCGUCCGUAUCCAGGAAGUCGAAUGUGGUUGUCAAGCAAACUUAUGCUGGCAAGAAAAGAGCUCCUUGACUGAAAAAAUGUACAUACUUUCUUUUUUGUCUACAGUUUCUUGCAACAGGUAGCUGUAAAGAUGAGUUGCUGUCUCGGAUCUGUGUCCCAGGGGGUCCGACCUGGUACAGCACGGGUCCAAGUGACUGAGCUCAGUGGAUCAGGCAACAUCAACCCAACUCCUGCCACCAAACCAUUUGAGGACUAUGAAUCAGCAGUUGAUGUUUACCUCACUCCAGAGAGGCUGGAAUGGUUGUGUGGAACUCAGGACCUCUGUCGCGUGACCUCGCUAGAGCUCUGCAUAAACACACAAGAAAACCCACUAGGCAACUUUGGUGUCUACUUGCCCAAGCUGGUGCAGCUGAAUAUGAACAACAGCGUGAUUAUGUCAGUAAGAGACCUGGGAACCACCCUCUCCCACCUGCAGGUGCUGUGGAUGUUCCGCUGCUCCCUACAAGACUUAGAUGGAAUUCCUUCUUUCUCCGCCCUAAAGGAGUUGUACGUGGCCUAUAACAAUGUGUCAGAUCUGAGCCCGGUCGGGAUGCUGGAGAACCUGCAGCUGUUAGAUUUGGAAGGGAACAAUGUGGAUGACCUCGUCCAGAUUCAGUAUCUGGGGUUGUGCGGCAAACUCGAGAGACUCACACUGGAGGGAAACCCUUUGUGUGUUCGCCCUUACCCCACUGCCAUCCAGACGGCAGAUUAUAGUUAUCGGGCUGCAGUGAGGGACUUGAUCCCUCAGCUGCGUUACCUUGACAAUUUAACGGUGGAGGAGGAGGGGCGUAGCUGCACCAGCACCAUGGGAGAAGAGUGGACCAUUCUCCGAAACUCCAUCAGAGACUUACAUUCUUUUCAGGCUGCUGCUGAUGACGAACCAGCAGACAGUGCAGGUUCUCACAGCAGACCCAGCUCAGCCCGACGCGCUGCUUCCAGCCUCUCCUGUGUCCACCCCUUGUCCUCAGCCAGCUCCAGACCUCUCACUGGCUCUAGACCCAUGUCAGCAACCAAGCUCAGUGUUCUCUCCCCUCCUGGAUCCAGACCCAGUUCUGCAGACUCCGAUCUAGCAACAGUGGAAGCAGAAACCAGCACCCUGAUACAUGGAGCUGGCAAAAUCCUGUUCUGUGGAAACCCUGUUCAGGCUAUUCGAGCGAGGCGGGAAAAAUUAAAGACAGCACCCACCAGGUCUACUUUUACCCCUCAUAACCUGCCCAUCCAUGUACCAGAACACACGUACGACCUUGAGGAGCCAGAUGAUGGAGGACGGGAUGAUGUGUUUGCUAUGCUGAGAGCUUGGAGGGAGCAGCACAGCAGUCGUCUCCAGGCUAUAGAGACGGAAAGACAACCACAGGUCCUGGCUAUCCAGUACAGUGAUGAAGAAGAGGGCGGAGAUAAUGAUGAUGAAGAAGGAUUUGGUGGUAGAGGGAGUGGAGAAGGACAUGGGGAGAAGACACAAGAUGACAGCCAAGAUACUGUCUCUCUAGAUUCCUCUUUCCAGUCUCUCUCCCCAGACCUUCAUCACAGAGAGGCCUUAUCUCCUGACAUGGCUCGAUUGUCCCUGUCUCUGGACACAACGCUGUCCCCAUCUCCCCCUCUGUGUGCUACAGGGACCACCUGUAAUCACAAGGCACCAGGGAUCCGUGCACGUAGGCUUCGACUUCAUAAGACCAAAUCAGAACACUUAUCUCAUUUCAGUGGAGCAGGGGACUUCUCUGAAACAGACGAGACCAGGACCGAUGUGCCUCUGUUGCCCUCACCUGUACACAAACCACGCCCACCAACAACAACUGCCCUGGGUGAAGGGCUCACUGGUUUAUGUGCAGAGAUGGAAGAGCCCGGCUUACAGACUGGCAACAAACAUUUUCAAACUCCCAUGAAGUCCAAACUCCCGGAUAGGCCGGCGAUAACUCGUCCUCAUACAGCCAGAGCAGCCCUGCAGAAACAUCACAAGCACCACACACUCCAGCCCAGCAGAGGGAGCUCACACCCAGACUGACACCACAGGAACAACACUCACUCCAUACUUUGAGAUGUUUUUUUUUUUUUUAAAUCUGGAAAAUAUUGUAGUAGUUCCACUCAAAAAAGAACUCAUAACUCAAAGUGCUUGAACUGUAUUAGCAGCACAGUUUGAGGACUCACAAAUAAUUCAUCUCAGCUGCAAGUUUACCAUUGUCUGUUUUCGCUGCUGAAUAUUGAACAGGAGGUGAACAUAGAUAGAUAUGUCAUGUUUGUGUCAGGUUGAAUUAUUCAGGUUUUUUUACUUUUAUGCUACCUUGUGUUUUAUCUAUAAAAAAAACAACCGAAGAGUCCCGUUUAUUAAUACAGGCUGUACAGUGAAUCAAAAUGUAAUGGUUUAUUUGACAGCUGACUGUGAUUGUCCUGAUAUUUUACAGUGUAAUAGUCUUAUCUAGCCACUGGAGGGCGCUAUCUGAAAACAUGAAAUCAAAUAUUCAAAUGAUUGAUUUGAUCACCCGAGCAAAAAAAAAGCUUCCCUUGUAGUCCAUGUAUUAAUCCUUUUUUUGCCCUUUGUUUACAUUUAAAGAACAAUUUACAGUCUUAUUUACAAUGUAAUAACAUGAGAGUUUAGAACGCAAGCUUUGGCCCCUGAUGCUUCUAAUACAGGGAGACAGCCUGUAAUACUUUCUUUAAGCUCCUUUCAAAAGUUUUUAUCUGGUUAUGAAAACAGGCUGAUAUUAAAACUGAUGCCAACCGAUAAAACAAACAAGAACAUUAUUGGGAAGAUUAUUUCUAGUUAUUAUUAUUAUUGCCUGUUACUGUUGUUAUCCUGGGUAGGGGUCAGAUGAAGAGAUUAUAGUAUGCUGUCAUACGGCAUUAUUAAUUGUAUUUGGUAAUUUUUUUUCGUGGCAAUGUUUCAGAGUAUGUUGUUUAUUUGACUCUUAGAAGAGAGCAGAAUUAGAAAACACUAACACUACAUGUACAGGACAGGAUCGGCAAAGAGAUAAAACAUAGGACUUUGUCUGCAGGGGUCCCCAAAAUCAACACAAACUAAAAGUUCCUGACAGGCGCUCUAAGAGCUUGUAAAACUGAGUGUAGUUUU
Messenger RNA from Labrus bergylta (ballan wrasse), 3420 nucleotides. RefSeq names its product leucine rich repeat containing 56 (gene lrrc56). Lineage: Eukaryota; Metazoa; Chordata; Actinopteri; Labriformes; Labridae. The record is from RefSeq and is a predicted model, not a curated record. Gene Ontology annotation, molecular function: protein binding.